Molecule: messenger RNA, 1854 nt
Organism: Cercospora beticola
Lineage: Eukaryota; Fungi; Ascomycota; Dothideomycetes; Mycosphaerellales; Mycosphaerellaceae
Source: RefSeq, a predicted model, not a curated record
CUCUCCCAAAAGACGGCCUGCACCGCGUCACUGCUCCCACCAAAUCAUCCAUUCGCUUCCACGCUGCUGCGCUUCCGACGCCUCGUUCCAUCGAGACAUCCGCCCAACGUCCAACCUCCCCGAAACUCGUUAAGCUUCGACCACGGGAAAAGGCGCCUUGUCCACUCUCAGCACACCCUUCCCCCUUCCUUCGCUUCCCCUCUCUUCUUCUCGUUGCGCGCCACUCUUUGCGCUUCGCAUUAUGGUCUUCUUCAAACGCCUCUCCCGCAGUCGCAGUCGCUCCAAUUCGCAAUCCUACGUCGACAAUAAUUACGAUUCGCGACACGACAGUAAGACCUACGACGACCAGGGCUACGCCCACUCGGAACCUCCCCGCGAUCGAGCCAUUGUUGCCGGGGACGACUACGACCGUCCUCCUGCCAGCGCGCACAGCGAGAAGGGUCCGCGCUUAGGUGACGGGUUCGGCAAGGAGACGUCUGGAGGAGACAUGUACAGCAGGCGCGAUCGUCCGGUGGAGGUUGCGAACCAGCAGGCCGGGAAUGCGUUUGCGAGUGGUGGAUAUAGAGAGAAUCUGUCGGAUCGGACGAGGGCAGCGAGUAAUGGAUAUGAUGCACCGCAGGCUGGCAAGAGCGAUGCUGCUGCGCCGAAUCUGCUGAUUGAGGCGUUCAACCAGGCGGUGCGACCUUACAGUGACAAGAUUGAAGGUUUGGAGAGCGAGAUUGCGGAUUUGAGAGCGUACAUUGCGAGCUUGGAGAGGCAGCAGAAUGAAGUGCAUGCUUGGAUUGACAAGCGAGGGCUACGACCAGACGUGCCUCCCGCGAUCGCCCAAAUCAUGGACUCAGCGUCACACGCAUCCUCGCCCACCCACGCGGCUGCCACACUGAAUGCCCAGCUGGACCGCAAGAUCACCAUCGUCAACUUCGACCUUCACCGUCUCCAAGACGACCUCAACGAUUCCCUUCCUACGCCCUCCUUCAGCGCUUGCAUGCUGAAGUUCCUUCCCGACAUCAGCCGCCUAUCGUCCCUUCCCUCCGGGCCGAGAUACGCUUUCGAUCUGCUGCUGAAGCUCGGCGGCAACCUCAACAGCCACGGAGGACUAGAGAAUGGUGAUGAGGAAGACAUUAUGGAAAGGAAGGCAUUCUAUGGACGUCUUGAUGAGGCCAUGGUCGACGUCGUGAAGGGUCGUUUCCGCGAGGAAGGCGACAGCUGGGGCGUGCAGCGCGAAAUCAAGCGCAUUGAGAAGACGGGAGCAUACCUGAGAAAUUGGGGCGUCGAGCCUUACUUCCCUCAGACUCUUGAAGUCAUGAGAGACGGCGGUCAUGGAGGCAUGCCUACCAGCUCGGCGCAAGCCUUGCCUGGUGGAAGCGCGCCUGAAUACGCGUAGAUGAGGGCCUGCCUCAUUCCGACUUGUUUCUUGUUGGAUAAUCGCCGGCCGUCCUCAUCAGCUGCCAUCCUAUGUCUGGAUCUCAGGCGCUUUACAUACCGGUUCGCUGCCCGGCUGGUGUGAUCGUUUGUACAGAACAGAUCAUCGCCUUUUCUUUUUGCUGUUCUUUUGUCGAUAAAGGACGAACGACUUUGUAUGGAUUGUACGGAUGGGACAAAGAGAAAGACAGCACGGCAUACUGCAUACAGAACGGAGUAAUGAGAAUGAAAAUGAAGAUAUUGGACAUUGGCCUCCAGAUCGCGAAGGGUAUUCGGCAGGCGUCUCCUCGUUUCCUCUGCGUCAGAGGUGUUCCAUCGUUUGCUCUAUUCAUUUUUGAGCGGAAGGAAGACAGCAAACUCCUUAUGAUGCAGCUAAUAUAUUAAGGCUGGGAGACUCUGACACUUCACGCCCUCCUGUCGUGCUCUCAGCCG